AUGCCCAGCCUCACGAAUGGCUUCCAUGCGAUGGAGGUGAACGGGAACGGGAACGGACGCACCAAUGGUCACUCUAGCAGCACCGAGGGCAGCAGGUCAUCGAGUGCGAGCGAUGGGGCCAGGUUUGGGCGUAGGAAGUCAAUUCCUAUGAUGCCCCCUUUCAUGGUCUCCGCACCAGGCAAAGUCAUUGUAUUUGGAGAGCACGCGGUGGUUCACGGCAAGGCUGCUAUUGCUGCUUCGAUCUCCCUACGAUCUUACUUGCACGUAACGACACUUUCGAAAUCACGACGCACAAUCACACUCAGAUUCCCCGAUGUUGACCUAGUACAUUCAUGGCACAUUGACGAUCUGCCCUGGGAACUGUUCUCGCACCCAUCCAAAAAAAAGUACUACUAUGACCUUGUCACGAGUCUGGACCCGGAGUUAAUGGCUGCUAUUCAGCCACAUCUCGCCGACGUUUCGAUCGACAGGCCUCCUACUGAGCGCAAGAUUCACCAGAAUUCCGCUGCGUGUUUCUUAUAUCUUUUCCUCUCCUUAGGCUCACAAAAAUUCCACGGCUGUAUAUAUACGUUGCGGUCAACAAUACCUAUCGGUGCCGGGUUGGGCAGCAGUGCAUCGAUUGCAGUAUGCUUAUCGGCCGCCCUAUUAUUACAGAUCCGCACCCUUUCGGGGCCGCACCCUGAUCAACCCUCAGAUGAAGCACGCUUGCAAAUAGAGAGGAUAAAUCGUUGGGCCUUUGUGGCAGAGAUGGCUAUUCACGGAAAUCCCUCUGGUGUUGACAACACCGUCGCGACACAAGGCAAGGCCGUUGUCUUCCAGCGAAUAGAUUAUGACAAGCCACCUGCCGUAACGCCAUUAUGGGACUUCCCCGAGCUUCCGUUGCUUUUAGUCGACACUCGCACGCCCAAAUCAACAGCUGCGGAGGUGGCCAAAGUAGCUAAGCUAAAAACUACUCAUCAGAAACUCGUAGGCAGUAUCCUUGACGCGGUCGAUAAGGUGACCAGAACUGCCGAGGGUCUCAUUGACGAGGACACUUUUGAUGCCAAAGAGGACGAAAGUCUGAGACGCAUGGGCGAAUUGAUGUCCAUUAACCACGGCCUGCUUGCUUCUCUAGGAGUGUCACAUCCUCGACUUGAGCGUGUGCGCGAGCUCAUCGACUUCCAGAACUUGGGUUGGACGAAGCUGACAGGUGCUGGCGGCGGCGGUUGUUCGAUAACAUUGAUGAAACCCGGUGUGUCCAAGGAAAAAUUAGAAUCGCUACAAGCACAACUUGAUUCCGAGGGCUAUGCACAGUUCAAGACGACGCUCGGUGGCGAUGGCAUCGGCGUUCUAUGGCCAGCCGUGUUGAAGAAUGGAUUAGAUGAAGACCACGAGGGUGGCAUGGAGAUUGAUCUCGAUAAGUUCCUUAACGCACCUGGCACUGAAGGUGUAGAAAAGCUGGUUGGUGUCCAUGGCGGAACUGGCGAGAGAGAGGGAUGGAAGUUCUGGAGAGUAGAGAGCCGAUAA
Messenger RNA from Xylaria bambusicola, 1506 nucleotides. Its product is annotated as mevalonate kinase. The record is from RefSeq and is a predicted model, not a curated record. Gene Ontology annotation, biological process: ergosterol biosynthetic process; isoprenoid biosynthetic process. The transcript has 2 exons. Gene Ontology annotation, molecular function: mevalonate kinase activity; ATP binding. The coding region runs from base 1 to 1506 and encodes 501 amino acids. NCBI's taxonomy places the organism in Eukaryota, Fungi, Ascomycota, Sordariomycetes, Xylariales, Xylariaceae. Gene Ontology annotation, cellular component: cytoplasm.